AUGGAGUGUGGAAACAGAUCAGGACUGUAUCACUUCAUCAUCGUUGGGUUCCCUUAUCCCCAUGAGCUACGUGUUCCGUUGCUCAUCUUCUUUUUGCUUGUCUACCUGCUGACCUUCCUCGGGAACUUCCUGAUCCUCUUGGCUGUGAUGUUUGAGCCCCAACUGCACAAGCCCAUGUAUUUGUUCCUUUGCCACUUGUCCCUCUUGGACAUGAGUGUCUCCUUAGUGAUUGUCCCCAAGGUGGCUGCUGGAUUUGUAGAAGGUGGAGGGGUCAUCUCCUUUGGUGGCUGCGUGGCCCAGCUCUUCUUCUUCCACUUCCUGGGAUGCACAGAAUGCUUCCUCUACACGGUGAUGGCCUACGACCGCUUCCUGGCCAUCUGCAAGCCCCUCCACUAUGGCACCAUCAUGAACCUCAAAGCCUGCCUUUGCCUCUCCUUUGGCACUUGGUUUGGGGGCUCCUUGCACUCCAUGAUUCAGACCACCCUGACUUUUCAGUUGCCCUACGGCCAUGGGAACCAAGUGCACUACAUCUUCUGCGACAUCCCGGCCGUACUGAAACUGGCCUGUGCUGACACAGGGUUCAAUGAGAUGGUGACCUUCGUAGACAUUGGCUUCUUGGCUAUGACCUGCUUCCUCCUCAUUGUCACCUCCUAUGUGUAUAUCAUCUCCGCUAUCUUGAGGAUCCGUAGUGCGGAGGGGCGCCGGCGGGCAUUUGCCACAUGUGCCGCCCACAUGACUGUGGUGGUGACUUACUAUGUCCCCCUGGUGUUCAUCUACCUCAGGCCAUGGUCCCAGGACCCACUGGAUGGAGUGGUGGCAGUGUUCUACACCACCGUGACCCCACUCCUGAACCCUGUCAUAUAUACCCUGAGGAACAAGGAGAUGAAAUGUACUUUGAAAAAGCUGUGGGGCAGGAAGCCUUCCUUGCCAGUUGAAUGA
Molecule: messenger RNA, 939 nt
Organism: Varanus komodoensis (Komodo dragon)
Lineage: Eukaryota; Metazoa; Chordata; Lepidosauria; Squamata; Varanidae
Product: olfactory receptor 10G6-like
Exons: 1
Coding region: 1-939 (312 amino acids)
Biological process (GO): G protein-coupled receptor signaling pathway
Cellular component (GO): membrane
Molecular function (GO): G protein-coupled receptor activity; olfactory receptor activity
Source: RefSeq, a predicted model, not a curated record